Molecule: messenger RNA, 1412 nt
Organism: Osmia bicornis bicornis
Lineage: Eukaryota; Metazoa; Arthropoda; Insecta; Hymenoptera; Megachilidae
Product: secapin-like
Exons: 3
Coding region: 937-1290 (117 amino acids)
Source: RefSeq, a predicted model, not a curated record
GUCGGUAGCUCAGCGUCCAAAAUAAACAUCGUCUUUGGAAUUCACGUUCUGAUCUUCAUACACUCGGGAGUCUACACUUGCCGAGGUCGGAAACGGCCCAGGAUCGACAUCGGCGUCGAUCCUAGCACGCGAGGGGGAGGACUUAACGACCAGAGAAAAGCCCAGUACUUCAGCGGAUCUCUUGAAGCGGACCACCUUCGUGUAUUUAAAGAACGUGGUAAACUUUAGGAAAGGCGAGCCUUUGAAUUCCUCAGCGACAAAACUCGCGGCUCUUUUUCCACCUCGAGUCCAAUUAAACGCGAUAAUUUGGAUGAAAUUGUGCGCGGCGAUGGCGAGAAUCUGAAAAGACGCUUCCUGUCGAAGUUUCUGAAUUUUCGAGUAUUAGAAUAUUCAAGGAGAAACUGGAGGAAGAUGGUAACGAGCAAAGAUUAGCUCUAAAGAGGUAAAAACGAACAGGUAGCUGGAACAAAAGGAUUAACGCGUCGAGGAAGAAGCGGAGAACGAUCUAGGCCACGAUAGAUAACAACGAUCUAGAAACGGGGCCGGUAGAUAUAUCUGAACGAUCGUGCUGUUUGUACGAGUUACUCGAGCCGUGAACGCCGGACUGCACCCUGUUCCACUGCUUUAUUUCAUUGUACGGUGGUGAAAAGUUAUGGGGUACGGGGUCUUAUAGUCUUCCGGGGGUUCGCGGGAGAUACGCUGGUGUCGUCGACCUGGCAACGAGAAAAAGCAUCCGACCCCGGCUAAUAAAUCGUUGAAUAAUUGUUCAACAACCUCCGUACGCUUUGUUCCACCAGAGGAUUUGUCAAUUGUGUUUCUCUGACUCGUUUCUACAGGUUGUGAUAUUGAUUUGACGAAACAUAGAAGAGAAGUUUGUUCACAGGAAGGAUCUUCGUUUCGAAAUUUCAGUGAAAGGUCCGUGGGGAAACGACGAGAAUGGGACUUCAAGUUCACUGCUUUUAUCUAGCCUGCCUUCUGCUGGUCGCGUCGAUGCCUCUGUCCGAAGGAUUCUUCCUACCGGAGAAGCCUCUGCUCUUUAGGACGUUCGAGGAGAGGUUGAAGGACAUGGGAGAAAAAAUCGGUGACACGGUCAGGGAGAAACUGAACUUUAUCCUCGAGCCACCGUGGGUGCAAACGACCACCACGAGUACCACGACCACCGAGGAACUUGAUAUGGAUACCGAUGUUGAAGCUGGUAUCGGGGAAGAGAGGCAGAUCAUCAUGGCACCCAUCAGGUGUCCUCCUAAUCAUGACUACGCGAGAGGAAGAUGUCGUAGAAAACUUCGUUGACUGCUUCCUAUUUAUAAUACAAGUUGUUACAGAAGGUGUAAAAUUAUCAGUAUGGAUCCUAAUAUUCUUGUGCUGAUAUUUGAAGGGUUUCGUGUACUCCAAAAUGACUCUAUAAAAAUGUA